CAAUUAUCAAUUCCGUGGUCAAUCAUCCAAAAUACUUUUAACUACAUCAUCACAACCAAGACACGUUCAAACUCCACUUUUUUUUUAAUCCCCCCUCCAACUCUCCAAACCCACCUUUAUAAGCAAGAAAAAAUUAUAUCACUAAAAUGAAUCAACAAACACAAGCUGUGAGCAAGCCACCCAAGAGAGAUCGAUCGAUAGUAAUGUCUUUAGAGAAGGAAGAGCAAGUGAAGCCAUUAGCGCUAAACCCAGCGUUAGCCGUAUCACCAACGGUGCACCCGAUCGGUCACAGCCACGAUGAAGAGGCCGCACGUUGGUGGAAAUCAUCACAAUACCUCCGCAAACGCCGUUGCUUCAUCUGGUGCUGCGGGUGUUGCGGUGCGCUCGUUGUUAUCCUCGGUGUAAUCAUCCUCAUUCUCGCACUCACGCUCUUCAAAGUCAAAGACCCCAGGCUCACCAUGAACUCCAUCCACAUCGACACGCUCAACUUCGGGUCACGCGAUGUCAACGACCCGACCAACCUGGCCGACCAGAUAUCUUUCAACGCGACGCUCAGGGCCGACAUAUCGCUCAAGAACCCGAACAUAGCUUCGUUCAAGUUCGACAAAAGCACGACCAUGUUCUAUUACCAGGGCGAGACGGUCGGGGUAGCGUACGCGCCUGAUGGUAACAUCGGGUCGCACUCGACCGCGAGGAUGAACGUGACGGUGGACGUGAUGGCUGAUCAGGUGGCCAAAACAAGGUUCAAUUUCAGCUUGGUUGGAACAAGUGUGAAUUUGACUAGUUUUACCGACAUAUAUGGGAGAGUUAAUGUUUGGGGGAUUUAUAAGCGUGAUAUUGAGAUAUUGCUUAAUUGUUCAAUGACUGUGGAUCUUAAUAUUGUUGGUCAGGAUGCGAAGAACAAGGUUUGUCAAGCAAAUGUUCGGUGAAUCUCAGUGAUAGCUUGCUGUUAGCAACGCAGCGUCUGUUGUCACUGUAUAUGUUAAUUUGUAUAUGUUUUCAGAGUGUUUUUUGGAGUUUGAAUGUAUUUAAUUUGGGUUUUUUGUUUCUUGAAUGAAAGUCAAUAGCGAAUGAAAUUCCGUGAAGUUUCCUGAACACAGAUGGGUUUGG
Messenger RNA from Dioscorea cayenensis subsp. rotundata (Guinea yam), 1110 nucleotides. RefSeq names its product late embryogenesis abundant protein At1g64065-like. The record is from RefSeq and is a predicted model, not a curated record. The transcript has a single exon. NCBI's taxonomy places the organism in Eukaryota, Viridiplantae, Streptophyta, Magnoliopsida, Dioscoreales, Dioscoreaceae. The coding region runs from base 147 to 929 and encodes 260 amino acids.